This is a messenger RNA of Cyprinodon variegatus (sheepshead minnow), 4154 nucleotides long. RefSeq names its product BTB/POZ domain-containing protein KCTD5-like. Bases 115 to 897 code for a protein of 260 amino acids. NCBI's taxonomy places the organism in Eukaryota, Metazoa, Chordata, Actinopteri, Cyprinodontiformes, Cyprinodontidae. Gene Ontology annotation, biological process: proteasome-mediated ubiquitin-dependent protein catabolic process; protein homooligomerization. The transcript is spliced from 7 exons. Gene Ontology annotation, molecular function: cullin family protein binding. The record is from RefSeq and is a predicted model, not a curated record. Gene Ontology annotation, cellular component: cytoplasm; Cul3-RING ubiquitin ligase complex.
ACUGGCUCGCAGUCGGUGGCUGAGGCAGCGUCGAUAUUUCCUGUCAGCAGCUCAGAGCAGAGCCGAAGCGAGGGCGGAGGAGGCGAGGCGUGGAGCGGAGCGGAGAGGAGAGGGAUGGCAGAGAACAGCUCCGAGACAAGCGGCUCCGUUCCUCGGAGAUGUCCGACCCAUUCUUCCCCGGGGGAGAGAAAUGCUUCAGCGGGUGUCGGAGCUUCCAAAUGGAUACGGUUAAAUGUUGGGGGGACGUAUUUUUUAACGACAAGACAGACGCUGUGUCGAGACCCCAAAUCAUUUCUGUACAGACUGAGCCAAGCGGAUCCCGAACUCGACUCGGACAAGGAUGAAACUGGUGCCUAUCUCAUUGACAGAGACCCUGCAUACUUUGGGCCAGUGCUGAACUACUUGAGGCAUGGCAAACUGGUGCUCAACAGGGACUUGGCAGAGGAAGGUGUUUUAGAAGAAGCCGAGUUCUACAACAUCACAUCAUUAAUAAAACUCAUCAAGGACAAGAUCAGGGAACGUGACUGCAAAACAUCACAGGUUCCAGUAAAGCAUGUGUAUCGGGUGCUGCAGUGCCAGGAGGAGGAGCUGACACAGAUGGUGUCCACCAUGUCUGACGGCUGGAAGUUUGAGCAGCUUGUCAGUAUAGGUUACGGGCGGGCCCACCAGUCAGAGUAUCUGCUGAUUGUGUCAAGGGAGGUGAAGGGAGAGGAGUCUACUUUGCCAAACAACAGCGGAGAGCUCGUCAGUAUCGGCUCCUCUUACAACUACGGAAACGAAGACCAAGCUGAGUUCCUGUGUGUGGUCUCCAAGGAGUUACACAAUCAAUCAUACGGGACCAACAGUGAGCCCAGCGAGAAGGCAAAGAUUCUUCAGGAACGAGGCUCCCGGAUGUGAGAAGCACUCAGUAUUAGGAGCUCCAGGUGUUAAUGAUGCAGCCGAAUCAUAUCUGUGGAAGAGCGUUGAGCACAAUGGAGAUUUAGGGUGCGGGGAGGGGGUGUGUGCAUUUAUUUGUCUUCCCUCCACUUUUUAUUUUUUAUUUCUUGAUGUAAAUAAGUCUGUUUACUGACAAGUCGUGCCUGUACAUUUAAACUGGACCUUUUCUUUUUCUUUUUUUGAAUUGGCGGCAAGUAUUUUGAAUUUUAUUUUAUUUUUUUUUUCUUAUCUGCAAGUGAGGAAUUGUAAUCUACUAAUGUUUUAUGCUAUGAAACAUGGCCAUCAUCACAUAGGGCCAAUUAGUCACUCAGGGUCAUCUAAUGGGUUUGUAAUAUCGUUCAACUCUGGGGUCUUGUAAGGGAUCAGAGUGGUUUUUAAUAACUCCUAGUAUCAAAACAUGAAAUCAAUGCUUGGAGGCAUCAAGAAGGGAAUUGUGCUUUUACACCAUAAUGAGCUAAUUCAACCUAUCGGAUACAAAAAAAUCACCUGACAAAAUGUCUAUCCAAAGAUUUUGAACAUUUAAACAGACAACUGUGAUCACCAGGGUCCCGGUGGUUCAUUUUAUUUAUUUUUUCCUCUAUUCCCAUCCGUUAGUGAAAACGUCGCUGUGAUGCAAGCAGCAAAAUACCUAAAAGCUCCCCUCUUACAUUGGGGAGUCCGCUAGGGAUAUCGCAUCAGUUCUUGAUCAGUUUAAGGGCGAUUGAGUAAAAGCAAGGGCCGGUAGAAGUGUAAGACGAUCAGUUUAAGGAUACAUGCGAUUAAACAAAAAUUUCUAAUCUGAUCCAGCUGCUCUUAUUUCAAACAGAUUACCAUUAUUUAUACAAAUGUCUUGGCUUAAUUAUGAUGCAUAAAAGCUAAAAUAUUAAAUAAACGACCCCCUAAUUAAGGCGCCUAUCGAGUCCACUAUUCUUAAUCUGCUCUUCAUAAGGUAAACGCAACAACAAGCUAACAUUAGCUGAGUAAUUAGGCUAUAUCUUCUGAUAACUAUACUGCAGUCUGCUGCUUUAUAGACAUUCUGCUUACAGCUUGCAGAUAUAUUUUUAAAACAACCUGAAAUACUGCUAGACUAAUAUCUAUUUGCUUGCUUUCAGCCAGCUGACCAACAGUGCACAGGUCAUAAAUGCGAACUCCACACCUCAGGUGAACUCAAACCUUAGAAACAGAGUUACAUGAGAUUUUAAAAUACUUUUGACCGGCCCAUGUUUGUACUACAGGAUCAGGACCUUCAUAGUUUCUGUUUUUAACAAAUCAAAACAUUUUAAAAUACGAAGAUGUGUCAGAAAGAGUACUUUGUAGCAUACCUUGAACUGUGGGGUUUAGAGGAGUACUUUAAUUUUGCUAGUAUGUAUAAUUCUGAAAUGAACUGCCAAAAAAAAAAAAAAAUUAUUGAAAUGUGAAUUAUUUUAUGGAAUAUUUUUUUAUUCAGUGAUUAUUGACCUCUUGAAGAAAGUUAGGGUAAAUGUUUUCUUUUCCUCACUCCAGUGAUAUCAGAGUUCCCUUUAAGUUGUUUCUUUUAGUGCUUAAGGGAUCGUCCUUCAUUUUUCCUGAGGAGAAAAUACACUGCGGAUGGACUGGAACCGUUUCAGGCGGAGGUGAAGGACUCCCUUCAUAUCAACAUGAUUUAGUCUCCGUGUAAAUAGCAAAAACUCCAGCUUGAUAUUUAAAUCAUUUUAAGAAAAAGCUGCACGUUUUGUACACUGUAUAGAGAACACGACUUCAAAGGGAGGUUGUUUAUACUGGAUUUUUGGUUUUAAAGAUUAAAAAAAAUGAAGCGGAUUGUGAUGUUGACUUGCUGAUGCUGAUUUAGGAUUCCUUUCUCUGAGAUAUUUUGAUAACCAAUAACAAAGCUAUACUUGGCUGGCUAUGAAAUUGACUGUUACAUUUAAAAACAUUAUUUUUCUUCUGAGUGAUAUCGAGCAGUUAAAAUUAUCAGCUUCAUAAACAGGAUAAGAAGCACUACAGUGGAAGACUGUGCACUCUGCUUAAGGCCUGUAAUGUAAAUACUGCAUUUUAGAAAACCUUUGUUGUUUUAAGUUUGAUGUGUUAAUUUUUUAUAUAUAUAUAUAAGAUAGGUUGGAUAUUUUAUUCACAAAUAAUCAUUUAGUGUUGCCUUUUUUUUCCCAGUGACCAAAAUCCAAUGUCUUAUGCUUAUUUAGACAUUGAUCUUAGUGUCAGGGACAAGUAAACAUUUCUUAAUGCUGGCACACUUUAUGUAUAUAGACUUGUAACGACUCACCAACCUCCAUUUAAUCACAUUCACACAAACACUUGAUUAAACCAGUUUUUAUAUUUCAGAAUGAGUAUGGAUGCAUGUUUUUUGACAUAGAAAUAUUUAAAUAUAAAUAUAUAAACACAUGUAUAAACACACAAGGGCUUUUAAAAGUGCAAAAGUCGAGAUCUGCAAAGAGGUUUUAAUCAAAGUAGACUGGACUUUUCCUGCCAGAGCUAGGCUAUGUUUACAUUUGCUGUAGUAUUCUGAAGCCUUCCAAUUACUACUGUCUUGCACUCCCUUUUAAACUUCGUCGACCCACUUUGGACUUGUGUGAUGUCACCAGUUGCAGCUAGCACUCCCUGGAUUAUCACUCCGACAUGCAAACUAGUGAUGAAACACUUGUUCUCUCUGUUCCUAACUGCCAGUUGUUUGUCCCGUGUUGAGAGCAUUCUUUGUUUUCCACGUUUCCUCCCAUAGCAGAAUUUCAUUAUGUCAUGUAACUCAUUUUGACUCGGAGCUAAAGCCAGUAAGUUUUGAUAUAUAUAUCUUUAGUGAUUAAAAGUAUGUUAUGUUUAAUUUGCCUGGCUUGGUUGUAACUCUGAUUAUAUUCUGCUAUGCGGUUUUUGAUCCCCACAUACGUUUUGCAUUUAAUGCUCUCCUCACAGGUUGUUUUUUUAGUAUCCAACAUUAAUAGUCAUUCAUCUGUUGGACCAACUCCUUAAAUCUGUAGCCUAAUAUUUUUAAGUGCCCAGCUUGUUUUGCAUUGGAGUCAUUAACCACAGAUCACUGUAAUGCAUGACUGAUGAUCACAUUUUUAAUCAAUAGGAAUGAAUGUGUCAUUUCCCCCCCCCUCAAACUUAACAGUUGCAUCAAUGAACAUGGUUCUCAUAUCACUACAUGGAUCACUUCUAUAUGAUCUUAUGCAAUGUUAACAAUGUACAAACUAAGUAUGAGGGGAUAAGAGAUCUAUAUGGUCUUGCAUAAAUAAAUCCAAUAAAAAAGUUGU